Molecule: messenger RNA, 1173 nt
Organism: Aedes albopictus (Asian tiger mosquito)
Lineage: Eukaryota; Metazoa; Arthropoda; Insecta; Diptera; Culicidae
Product: myosin heavy chain, non-muscle-like
Exons: 2
Coding region: 1-1173 (390 amino acids)
Source: RefSeq, a predicted model, not a curated record
AUGAAGAAGCGUUCCGUGGAAGAUUCUGAUAUUGCGAAGGAACUGGAGGAAGCGAAGAAGAAGAUGAACAAGGACAUCGAAGUACUGCAGCGGCAAAUCUUCGAACUGCAAGCCACCAACGAUCGGCUGGACAAGAGUAAAACGAAUAUCCAAUCGGAACUGGAGGAUGCCACCAUCGAACUGGAGACGCAGCAAGCCGUCAACGAUCAGCAUGCCCAGGAACGGGAUGCUGCCGAGCGGGAAGCUCGCGAAAAGGAAAUCAAGGUGUUGUCGUUGACGCGGGAGCUGGACGAAGCGGACGAGAAGAUCGAUGACCUGGAAACGAAACGGAAAGCACUGCAGAACGAGUUGGAGUCGAAGUUUAUGGAAUUCGAGCAAAAGACUUUGGAUUUGGAAAAGCAGAAGCAUUACAUGAAAACAGUUAUUAUUAGUUUAGAGCAAGAAAAAAGUGACAUUUCUUCAAAGUUUGUGGGUUUCGAACGAAAGAUUUUGAAUCUGGAAAUGGAGAAUUACCGUAUGGAGACGGUUAUUAUCAAUUUAGAGCAAGAGAAGAAUGACCAAUCUUCGAAGUUUAUGGAUUUCGAGCGAAAUAUUGUGGAUCUGGAAAAAGAAAACCAUCGUAUGAAAACGGUUAUCAUCAAGCUGGAGCAACAGAAGAGCGAUCUUACUAAAAAAUUGCCAGAAUCUAUUGAUAAAUCGGAAAAGCUACUCAGUGAAAAGGAUACGUUGUCAACUAAAGUUCAAGAACUAGAAGAAAAUUCAAAAUGUUUCAGUAGCUAUGAAAAAGUUACAAGUUUCAAAGGUCCAAUUGAUAAUUUUUGCGUAAUUAAAGAGGAAACGCAGAACAAAUUGACUUCACCACUGAAACAACUAAAGAAUGCCCAUGCGGAGAAAGCAGUGAGCGAAUACCGCAAUACUAAAACUCGGUUGAAAUUGCAACAGCUACAAGAAACUAUCUAUGAUAACGAGAAUUUUUUUCAAGAACCCCAAAGCCAAAUCAAACAACAAGAAAGUGCUCAUGCCAAAGAGGAAGCAACUAUUGCGAGUCUCGCAAAACGAAAAGACUUCGAACCACUGGGCAAUCUUUUAAACGAGAUAGAUUUACUACGAGAUUGUGUCUUUUCGGAAAACUAUGAGUGCCUAACGGAACUUCUGUGGGAUGACCACGGUUGA